GGCGAUGGGCGGAACCCUUUUCAUUCUGGUCCAGGGGCCCCUCCCCUACAUUGGCCGCUCGGCAGUCCCUUCCCGGUACCGGUGAGUUAAAUGCCCCGGUACAGAGAGCUCGGUUCCCAGAGAGGAAGGAAGGGAGCGGGGAGAGCUGGGAAGGAUCGGCCGAGGGAGAGCCAGGAGCUGCCACCCACAUUGGGAUUAGAUCGGCCCCGCCCGGCCCCAUCCUAACGGGCACCCGAGUGGCGCCGUUACCCCCAGGAGCUGCAGAGAGGGGGAGAUUUCGUGCCCCCUGAUGGGAGAUCUCCAAACUGCUGGUGCAAUUCCAUGCGUCACUGCCUCCCGCGUGCGGAUCUAUUGACUUUCCCUGGAAGGGACCAUGAGUCCGGUAUCCGGGGCGGAUUGGAGGCAGCUGCUCCCUACUAGGGUCUGAUGGAGGCCGGGGUAGGUGCCCCCUCAUGUAUUGGCAGCCUGGGCACCGUGGAACCCAAUGGUCUGGCCCAGCUUCCCAUUAAUAUUCAGCCCAUUGCUAAAGGUGUGGAUACUGCAAUGCUGAGCUCGGGCGCCGGUGCCCAGGCUGGACCAGCUGCCAAGGUCUCAAAGACGGUCAAGCGGAGGUUCUUGAGAAGGACAGUGGUGGACUCUGACCAAGAGGAGCCCUCAGUGUUGGAUUUAUCAUUAUCCGGGCACCACAACAAGGUCAUCCCCAUCUCCCGGGCACGGAGAGCCAUCGCCAAGAGGUCUCAGGGGGUGAGCGACCAGGGAGGGGGCACCGAGGUCUUGGAAUCCAAAGGGUCUUCCUCUAAAGGGGGCAGCGCAGACGGGGAACCGGAUCAACCCGAGGGGCUCGAGAACAAGGAGAAAGCGGAAACCUCCCAUGAUGUACCAAAGUGCAGAAAGGAGGCCCCAGCGGAGGAGGAAGAGGAGAAUGAAGAGGAGGCCGACAUGAAGGCCGUCUCUACCUCCCUUGACGGAAGGUUUCUAAAGUUUGAUAUUGAAAUAGGACGCGGCUCCUUUAAGACGGUCUAUAAGGGCUUGGACACCGAGACCUGGGUGGAAGUGGCCUGGUGUGAGUUGCAGGACCGUAAAUUAAGCAAAUUAGAGCGCCAGCGGUUUAAGGAGGAAGCGGAGAUGCUGAAGGGGCUGCAGCACCCGAAUAUCGUCCGAUUCUAUGACUUCUGGGAGUCGUGUCUGAAAGGGAAGAAGUACAUCGUUCUUGUUACGGAGCUCAUGACAUCGGGGACCCUAAAAACAUACCUGAAGAGAUUUAAGGUGAUGAAGCCCAAGGUCUUGCGCAGUUGGUGCCGGCAGAUCCUCAAGGGGUUAAUGUUCCUCCACACGCGCACCCCUCCCAUCAUCCACCGGGACCUCAAAUGCGACAACAUCUUCAUCACUGGACCCACCGGCUCGGUGAAAAUCGGCGACCUGGGCCUGGCCACCCUGAAGCGCGCCUCCUUCGCCAAGAGCGUCAUAGGCACCCCCGAGUUCAUGGCCCCCGAGAUGUACGAGGAACAUUACGACGAGUCGGUGGACGUUUACGCCUUCGGGAUGUGCAUGUUGGAAAUGGCCACGUCGGAAUAUCCGUACUCGGAAUGCCAGAACGCGGCCCAGAUCUACCGGAAAGUGACCAGCGGGGUGAAGCCCGCGAGCUUUGAUAAAGUUGCAGACCCGGAGAUCAAGGAAAUCAUCGGCGAGUGCAUCUGCAAGAAUAAAGAGGAGAGAUAUGGAAUUAAAGACUUACUAAGCCACGCCUUCUUCGCGGAAGACACGGGGGUGCGGGUGGAGCUGGCAGAGGAAGACAACGGUAGAAAAUCUUCCAUUGCCUUAAGGCUGUGGGUGGAGGAUCCCAAGAAGCUGAAAGUCAAACCCAAAGAUAACGGCGCCAUCGAGUUCACUUUCGAUCUGGAGAAGGAAACUCCUGAGGAUGUGGCACAAGAGAUGGUGGAAUCCGGGUUCUUCCAUGAGAGCGACGUGAAGAUUGUGGGCAAAUCAAUAAGAGACCGAGUUGCGCUGAUCCAGUGGCGGAGAGAGAGGAUCUGUCCGGGGGAGAAUGAGGCCUUGGAGCAGCCGCCAGUAGUGCAGCCGCCACUCGCCCCCUUGGCACACUCCUCCCACAUUGCCCCCCACAUCCCCCCCGAGCCAGAGGAACUGGACACCGACCAGCACUUGUAUCAGCCCAAUCUGCCAACCAGCAUCACAUCUGUUGCCUCCGACGGCACGUUUGACAGCGGCCAGGGAUCCACCGUGUAUUCAGAUUCUCAGAGCAGCCAGCAAAGCGUCAUCUAUUCCUCUCUGCCCGACUCACUGCCUCCGGCCAUCCAGAGGGUCUAUAGCCCCCCGAUCCUGGAAGGUCAGACCGUGCCACACUUUGGGCAGUACCAGCCGCCUCCCACGCCUGGGAUACAAGUUGCUACUGGCACCCUCCCGGGUCUUGGGCAGCCGCAUUACCAAGACCCCGGUGCCCAGUACCCGAUGAUGCAAGCGAAUGCCAUUCCUUCAGUGCAGUUUGCUCAGUUACAGCCAGUGUUACCUGGACAGCCGCAUCCGGUCGUACAGCAAAUCCCGGCACCUCAGGGCAUCUGCCCCAUGCAGUCAGCCACUCACCCCUUCCCACAGUACCAAGCGCCCCUCGCCCAAGUGGCAGUGCCACAACUGAAGCCUCUCCAUAUCCCUCCUGUGCCCGCACAGCAGCGCCCGGUUCCUGCCACCCAGCUUCCACCGUACCCUCUCAUUCCAGCAGUUACUCCUCUCGCAGGACUAGAGACUCUCCCUGGCGCCAGUCUCUCUGACUUUCCCGCUGUCUGUGUUACCCCAUUACCUGCCCCCUGUCACUACUUUCCCCCAGGCAUUGUGGUGGCCAGUGUCCCAUUGACUCCUGCCAUAGCCCCACCCCUGCCUUUGCAAGCCAUGAAUUCGCAGUUGGUACUGUCCUAUGAGACUAACAUAGUCCCAAAUGUGCCAGUGGGCACGGUUCCAUUGCUAGCAGCAGCCGGUGUCCCAACGUUACCCACCCCACAGGCUGUUUCCCAGCAUCCCCAAGUUCAGCAGUUCCAAACAUCCUACCCACCCCUCAUUCAGAGUGAUGUUCCCUCUCAAAAUGUCUCCCAUCAAGCAACUGUUCCACCUCCUCAAACCCACCAUCCGAGCAUCCCUCAUCCCUCUGACCAGGCCUCGGCCGGGGCAUGUAACCAGGUUGUUCUGCCCCAAUAUCCUCUGGAUGUGGGAACUGCCAUGGGGGUUAUGGUACCUUCUACAACAAUGUCACCACCAGUGCAGUUUCCAGCUGAAUCUGCCCCUCUGCACCCACCUCAGGAACAUGUCACCCCGGUAUCCUAUAUACACACAGAUGUACCUAUGACCCAACAGAGCACAACUCUUCAGUCUGAGGGUCAUCAGCCCGAAACUACACAGCCACCUGUCCAUCAGAGUCAAACUCUCUACCAAGCCCCCCGGCCUUCUGUGGAGACCAAUGUAGAGGAGCCGACUCUGCAAGAGAAUCCAGUGAGUUCCGCACAAAGUUGUGAUAACUAUGCAGGCUCAGAUGCUGCGUCUGGUAGAGAGAUGAGUGAUGGUGGAGAAGGGGUUCAUGGGAAACAGGAUGGAAAACCAACCAAAAAGCAUCACCGGAGGUCUUCCCGCACCCGCUCUCGCCAGGAGAAGGCCAAUAAACCAAAGCUGACUAUUCUUAAUGUGAGCAAUACAGGUGACAAGAUGGUGGAAUGCCAGUUGGAGACUCACAACCAUAAAAUGGUGACUUUCAAAUUUGACUUGGAUGGCGAUGCACCAGAUGAGAUUGCCACGUACAUGGUGGAGAAUGGCUUUAUUCUGCAGAUGGAGAAGGAGGUGUUUAUUGAGCAAAUGAAGGAUGUUAUGGACAAAGCGGAAGACAUGUUGAGCGAAGACACUGAAGGGGAGAGAAGUUCAGACCAAGCGGCGAGUCCUCAGAAAGUGGAUUCUAAUGGGAGAGAGACGAGGGAGGAAAACACCCCAAAUCAAAUGAAGACUCCGGUCUAUCAGCAAAACGUUCUACAUACUGGGAAGCGAUGGUUUAUUAUAUGUCCAGUGGCCGAAACCACCGGUUCCUCCCUGCCAGAAGUGCCCCAAACUCCCUUAAAUACCCAGAAGCCGACUGACGUUAAAGAUCAGACCGCCUGCGAGGAUUCAGUAUUUGCCACAAAUGCGGAUAAGUUGGACUUUGCGGUGCCGCCGGGCAUACUGUGUGAGAGUGCCAGUGCCAUUCCUGCCUCAAGGACACAAUCUUCUUCUACAAUAUCUUCCUCCGAUCUGCAAACCCAAACGGAACUGUCCUUUUCUGCUCUUCCUGAGUCUCUCUCCUUUCUCCAAGAAGAGGAACCGGUCCUGUUCAGCCCGCCGGCAGUUACGCAGCCUCUAAUGGACUCCAUAAGCCAUGAGGCCGGAGGGAGCCUGGCGCCUGUAUUCUCCGCAGCACAAGAACCCGAGCAGAAACCCAGUCCUACAGAUUCAGUAAAUUCAACAGAACCGCCACGUGCAGCCUUACCCCUCUCCGACCACGAACGACCGGCCGCUCAGCAAGAACGGACUCUAGAUCCACCCCCAGAGCGGAGUACAUUGUAUGGAUCCAGUAUUGGUUUCCCCGUUGUAAACUCCAUAAAACCAGAUGCCCCCUUGCCCAUACCCCCUUGCCAGCCACACCUUGAUUCUGAAAUUUCCACCCCACUGAAACCAGUCCCAGUCCCCACUCAGUCUCUGGUUUUACCAGUUGGCGGCACAUCUUGCCAACAGCCCAGUAUUACCGAGUCGGACGGGGAAGGCCCCCCGAGGGUAGAAUUUACCGACGAUACCAUUAAAAGCUUAGAUGAAAAGCUCCGCACUCUCUUGUACCAGGAAUACACCCCGGCCAACGUUUCUGCCGGAACCCCUGACAAUUGUUCCGGAGCAGAAAGCGGAGCAGAGACAACGUUGGGCAACGGAGAAGAGAUUGCUGAACACAGAAACCUCUCCCAGUCUGUCUCUGCGCCACUAGAGAAAGCAACGGAACUGGGCUGGACUGUCGCAGAGAAAAGUUCUUGUGAGCUGUCAAACCAAAAGAUUCAGGCUGCACCUCUGAACCAUUCCCAGGGGUGGGAUUCUGGCAAAGAAAGUGCAGUUGACUCUUCUUCCAAAAAGAGAGAGACCCCUGACAAGUCCUCCAAGACCAUCGGCAGGUUCUCGGUUGUGAGUGCAGAAGAUGAUGCCCCAGUGACCGCUCCAAAUUACACGAGAUUUUCAGCCCCGCCCGAUGUCUACCUGGAUCAGGCUCCACCACAACCAGCCAGGGCCUCUGUCCCUAGAGCUCACACCUCUUCCCCUAUUAACUCUCUGUUCUGUGGCCAUGUUUCCAGUGACUCUGGGGAUGAUACCCCUCACUCCAAGUCCAAAGAGGCUCAGCCGUCCACCCCAAGUAAGGGGGGCACCAAUGACUUCAUGAAGAAGGCCGCUGCUUUCUUGCAUCGCUCUGGAAAGGCCAGUACCCAAAGCCCCACCUCUCCCAACGGCCAAGCCAUGAAAAUCCCUUCAAUAAACGUGACCUCUUUCCAUUCGCAGUCGUCCUAUAUGAGCAGUGAUAACGACUCGGAGUUUGAAGAUGCCGACAUGAAGAAGGAACUGCAGAGCCUCCGGGAGAAGCACAUGAAGGAAAUAACAGAACUGCAAUCGCAGCAGAAGAAGGAGAUUGAGGCCCUUUACCUCCGGCUGGGGAAGCCCCUCCCACCCAAUGUGGGAUUCCUGCACGCAGCACCCCCCAGUGGCCGCCGGAGGAGGAUCAGCAAAAAUAAGCUGAAAACUGGGAAACUGCUCAAUCCGCUGGUGCAGCAGCUGAAGAAUUCGACUACCAGUCCAAGCCGCAUUUCCCCAGAAUGCAAUGGUUCCCCUGCUAAGGAUCCUGCAAAGUCUCUGGCAGACUGCACCGCAGGAACCUCGCCAAGCCGUGCCGUACAAACGCAGCAGCCUUGCUCUGUGAAAGUCACCAUGUCGUCCGAUAAUAUCUGCUCUGGGGUCACCCGGGACGGUGUCGAUGUGCAGAGCAAUUCAAGCCAAGGCUGGACGGUUUACCACCAAACGUCUGAGAGAGUGACCUAUAAAUCUAGUAGCAAACCUCGUACCAGAUUCCUCAGUGGACCUGUGUCUCUGUCCAUCUGGUCCACUCUGAAACGCCUGUGUCUAGGCAAAGAUCACAGUAGUAGAUCUUCGACAAGCAGCCUCGCAACCGCCCCCGAGGCCUCGGCGCUGCCCCCGCUGAACGCACAAAUCCAGCCGCAGGCCAACAACAGCAACAACAACAAAAAGGGGACGUUUACGGAUGACCUUCACAAAUUGGUGGAUGAGUGGGCCUGCAAAACCGUCGGCGUGGCACAAUUCAAACCCUCAUUAAACCAAUUGAAGCAGUACCAGCAGCGGCAAGAUCUGGAGCCCAAGUCUGUGCCCAGCGACCUGUGUGACAUGAGCCGUGCCGUGCCAGAGCCCAGGAAGAGAUACAGCAUUCCCAUGGCUGCCCCUCCGGCUGUACCACUGGCUCCCCUCCUCUCUGCCGCUGUCCCAGCAACUGUUCCAGGAGCCGUGCAGCCGGGUACCUUUGUCAUGCCCUUUUGUCCGUACGCGGCACCAAUGUACGGCAUGCCCUGGGCAGGAGCGGCUGAGCUUGGGACUGCAGGAAAUCAGAUCAUGGCCCAAGUAGCCCCCAUAGGCAACCAAAUAUUCCCUGUGGCACUGCAGCACCCAGGUUUGCACCCUGCUGGAUCCAACAUGCGGAUUACGUAGCUCAUUGCCUUGGUUCCUUUUAGUUUAUGUUUUAACAGUGUUUGAGCCAAUCAGCCUCAUGUUAUUUAUUAUUUUUUUAUUUUCUCUAUUUUUCUUCCCUCCCAUCAGUGCUUGCAAAGCCUGCCGUGCAGUGCGACUAUAUUGCAGCGCUUUUACACCCUGUGAAGGUUAUUUGGGGACAGUGUCCCACUGGUAUCCAGUCCAAGCCAAACGCUCGCAUAAGUACCGCCCACAUCACUGUGAAAGUCCGCCAGCUAGUCACAUGAUCACAGCAACAGCCCCUCCCUCCCUAUUGCUGCCAACACUUCUGCACUCAGAUUUCCCACAAUCCUUUAUGUAAACCACCCUAUCCGCUCCCUCUGAUUCUGGGUGGUUUAGUGCCUUGAGAUGUUACUUUCCAGUCCCCCUGGAAGGAUCUGUAAAAAGCUUGAAAAGCAGGUUUUUAUUUUUAAAUCCACUUUUUUUUUUUUUUUUAAUUUAGAUUAUUGUGUUUUUUUAGCCAAAAGCAGUGCAGGCUUACGCUGAAUUACCCGCUGCGCGUCCGGCAGUCGCCAGUAUUUACUGGGUUACUUACAGCCUCUCUGUGACUGCAGAAAUCUCCCAACGAGCAGUGGGAUAAAAUACGGUUAUUGGGGGUUUACCUGAGCCGCAGAAAAGUCGCCCCAAGAGCCCCUGUUUUGCAAAAAAGACUUGAGCGCCUGUUCUAGAGGCAAUGGGUCGCUAUUGGUCGUCUCACAGCUUGGGGCUUUCUUCUUAGAAUUUCCCUGCUGGUGACUGGUUUUAAUUCAGAUUUAGUUUGAACGAAUCGGCGCCCGUCGCAGCCGCUUUAAUAAAGAUUCGGUGAAUUGGCAACUGGUUUUGUGCAUAAUGAAAUAUUAACAUUUUUAAAUGAAGAUUGAAGAGAAUUAAAGUGAUAACGGACAAAUAAAAGGAGCUUUUUUUGCCCUGUGAAGGAAAGGGUUAGGUUUUGGGGUGAAGAGGUUCCUCCCUCCCCGGAUCAAAGGAUUGGCAGUAUAAUAUCACUAAUUCUGUAUAAUGUCCUCAUUUGUACAUUUUGUUCUGUACAUCUGGGAUCUAUAGUUACAGUCAGUAUACAUUCGCCCAUCCGACUGUUUUGCACAAGUGCCACCCAGCAAGUACUCUCCUUAGUAACAAACCCAGAUUUGCUCUGCCCAAAGCGUGUACCCCAUAACCAUCACCAGUUGAGAAACCGUGGGCCCAGUUUCAUGCAAGAACUCAGUUUGGGGAAACCAGCGGCAGUAGGGCCACAGGGCCAUAUGGCAGGGAUCCCUGACUGUGAAUACCAAUAAGUUAUUGUGCAAUGUAGGAAUAUAUAUAUAACCAGGAAUAUUAGCAGCCAAUGGGCACCUUCUGGGAGUGUGCCACCCAAUAACCAUCCCUGAGAUAUUGCUUGAGUUUUGCCGAUGCUUAGUACAUGGCAUUUGACAUUCACUCAUGUCUCCUGCGUCCCUUUAGUACCUCUAGUAAGCUCCUCUGCAUCCUCCUUGGGUGAGACCGCACAUUUCAAUCACUGAAUUCCAUGGUUCCCAUGUUCCUCCUGAGUUUAGCGUCUGUAAAACAGAAUAUAUUCAGAAGUCAGGACAGUGAUUGCUACAUCAGUAUUGCAUAGAAACACGCUGAUUUACUAUCGCUCUGCACCAAUCACUUUAGCCUUGUUUGGAACCUCCCCCUCGGGUAAUUGAUUCCAAUAUCCCUCAGUACUUGCCCCAAUGCCGACUUCUAAUUUGAUGUACUUCUGAUUCAUGGGCUGCUCUUUUUCCCUGUGGGUAAGUAAAUCAAAUGUUACCCCUGUACUUACCCAGGGUACAGAGCUCUCUUCCUGCUGUAGGUAAGUACUGGGGGGCAUUAGAUUCACUUACCCAGGGGCUGGUUCCUGAAUAACCAUAGGGGAAAGCAGUAGUGCAGAGAAUUGGACCUGAAUAUGUACUGAGUGGCAACUGAUUUAUUUACAUAGGGGUAGUUCCAGGCAGGGGCAGUUGAGGGGCAAGUUUCCUCCCUGUUGGCCUUUUAAACCUUUUCCAUCUCAUAACGUUAGACCUGUUUUAUCUCCCUCUGCUUCUUACAGUUCUGAAACUAAGCAAGAUCCUAUAGUAUUUUAUUCCCAAUCCCCCCGCGCUCAUGUUUUUUAUUCUGCUUAACCCCUUCCUUCACCUGCACUCUUUUUCUUCUUCCUGUUACAAGCCAAAGCUCCUCCACUUGUCUUUAAAGGGUAAAUACACCAUAUUGUAGUCUGCACAAUAUUAAAUCCGUUGCCUGACCUUCACUGAAUGAAGUGACCGUGCCAUAACAGAACCCGGAACUGGUCCAACACGGUCAGUCACACAUAGAUCCAUAUCCCUAUAAAAGUGUUCUGUUUAGUGAAAGAAUUCUGAUCACCCUCACAAAUGCCUUUUAUUUUCUUAACACGUGAAUUGCACUAUUUAAUAAAUGUAUCCUUUAUUCCCUACCUGUGUUAAUGAUGAUGCUCGUAAAACCACCAGAGAUCCCACAAAUGCCCAUCACUGUUUCACAGACAUCUCAUCUUAGAAUAAAGACCCCCUGUGUUUCUGUACCCUAAAACCCACCUUAUGGAACCUGCCACUGCCUUACUGAAAAGUUUGACUCCCAUUUUUAUUACCCAAAGGGGAACUAUCAUGAAGCUUCAUCUCCCUGAAACAUUCUAAAAAUAAUAGAUUCAGAAUUCCGUACUGUUUCUCUCUCAGCAAUCUGUCUCUCUAUCAUUAUCUCCAUGCAGGAGUCUGGGUCAAAUUUUGAUUGAUCUGUCUAAUACAUCUUUUAGUGGGGAGGGUCCUUUUGUCUAGAAGAUGAAUUAGAACUCACUCUUGCCAAAUAACCAGAAAAAAACACUCUUUCUACAGGCAGGAUUUGUGCCGGAGUCGGUUAUUUUGUUUGUGCUGGAAUUAGUUGAGUUCUGCUAAGACAUCUGCUGGGAAAGAGAAUUCAGACCCGAGACAGAUUUCUGAGAGAGGGGAGAGGGACAAUGAAGAGUAACUUGAAUAUUUUAGAAAUAAGGCAUAAUUAAUAUUCAUGAAAUUAAGCUUAUAUGAAAUGCUCAUGUUUUUAUUAGUUCCCCUGUAAAGAUAUGCACAGCACAGUUUCUGUAAGAUGAGGAGCUGGCUUUAAGGGGUGCAAAGAGGGACUUCUACAGGACCCCAUAGAGCACCCAAAGAGUAAAGGAACUGCACCAAAGUAACAAAUCUAUUAGCAUCACUCAAGCAUUAGUUCUAGUCUCGUUUUCUAAUGGGCCGACCCUCAGGCAAUGGCACAGUCCGGUCUCGGGGGGACGCACGCUCUUCCCCUGCAAUGACCUGUUCCCUGCUGGGGGGGGGCUGGGGACUUGCUGCCAAGCUGUGAAUUGUAUACUUCUGUCUAGAUUCUGGGGGGGGGUUGCCAUUGUGACUAUAUUUUAUGGGUAACCCUGACUGUAACCUGUCAAUUCUGUCUGAAUUGAAUUUUAUACGCAACUAUGCAGAGUCUUCUGCCGCGGGAAUGGGGCGACCUGAGCAAGAGAUUUCUGUUCUCUUCAUCGUUAGUUUCUUUUUUGUUUUUAGAUUGUAUAUUUCAUAAGGGAAACGUGGGAAGAACAGGCCCCACUUUCUCAGUCUGCUUGCACUGAAUCUUUCCCUCUCCCCCCGCCCUGCCUGUUGUACAGCCCCCCAUCCCUGUAUGCUGACAGUGUCAGUGGCACUAAAUCCUCAAUAUUGUAUAUUAAUGAUACAAAAUAAACAUUUUGUGCUUGA
Molecule: messenger RNA, 10532 nt
Organism: Xenopus tropicalis (tropical clawed frog)
Lineage: Eukaryota; Metazoa; Chordata; Amphibia; Anura; Pipidae
Gene: wnk2
Product: WNK lysine deficient protein kinase 2
Exons: 27
Coding region: 427-6771 (2114 amino acids)
Cellular component (GO): cytoplasm
Molecular function (GO): protein serine/threonine kinase activity; protein kinase activity; kinase activity
Source: RefSeq, a predicted model, not a curated record